Messenger RNA from Rana temporaria (common frog), 1231 nucleotides. Its product is annotated as transmembrane 4 L6 family member 5-like. The record is from RefSeq and is a predicted model, not a curated record. Gene Ontology annotation, cellular component: membrane. NCBI's taxonomy places the organism in Eukaryota, Metazoa, Chordata, Amphibia, Anura, Ranidae.
CCCAUCUCCUUAUCAUUAAACCAACAUACAGAGCGGAGAAAACACACAACGGAUUUAGAGAAUUAACAUCGGGUUCUCCAUCCCAGAGGAGCCUCCAAAAUGUGUACGGGGAAAUGUUCUCGAUUCGUCGGGCUGUCGCUGUUGCCCAUGGCGUUCAUUGGCAUCAUCGCCAACUUGUUACUGAUAUUUCCUAAUGGGGAGACCAAAUGGACCGACCAUAUCACUAUGCAAGUCUGGCUGACGGGUAUUGGAGGCGCUGGAUUAUUUAUGUUGUGUCCAUCUUGCAACGCCAUUCGGGCGGGUGGUAAAGGUUGCUGUGGGGAGGGAUGCUGCGGAAAUCGAUGCCGGAUGUUGCGGUCCUUGAUAUCUUCAAUCUUUGGUGGUCUGGGGAGCUUCUACUGCCUGGCGGUCUCUGGGACAGCUCUGAAUGAUGGACCAUUGUGUAACUUCAACAAUCAGACUGGCAAGGCAGCAAAUUGGGAUUACCACUUCAAGCAGUUUGAAGACAAUUAUCUUUUUAACAAGACCUCGUGGGACCUCUGCAUCCAGCCCCCGAAUAUCGUCCUCUGGCACAUCGUCCUCUUCUCUAUACUCCUGGGGUUGGGAGUCUUGGAAUUCGUCCUCUGUGCCAUUCAGAUUAUCAAUGGUCUCUUUGGGAUCAUGUGUGGGGACUGCCGGAAGGACAAAAAUGAUAAAGCCUGAUAUUGAAGAAACUCCCUCCACGUAUCUCGUUCCCCUUUCCUCAAUCCGCAAGGAAAUGAAAACUCUUCCGAUCAUUUGACUCCUUUGGACAUUAUGGUGAAAUUACUCCAUCUAUGGGAUUUUGACAAGUCUGUUGACUUUUUUUUUUUGUAAUUUAAUUCGAACGUCCACUCAAACAUUUAGUUUCGGGUGGAGGGCAAUGAGCUGAAUGUCACACCACCGUCCAGACUUACAAGGUGAGGUUUCUGCAAUUGAGCUCUCAUCUCUCCAGCCAUAGGAGCGAGAGGAGUCUCCUUCCAUAUGAUUUGAACUAGAGUUUUGAGUCCAGCAGGGAGGAGACCUUUUUGCAAUGGCCAUGGUGGAGGGAUGGACCUGGGAACUCAGGGACAGAGAUGUCACCGGCGUGGUAGGUUGCAUGGGUUGUAUGUUUACAUAUACUUGUGACUGUACUACUAUUUAGAUGUAUAUAUAUAUAUAUAUAUAUAUAUAUACACACAUAAGAAGGGUAUAUACCGUAUAUACUCAAGUA